Schistosoma curassoni is the source of this 3057-nucleotide messenger RNA. NCBI's taxonomy places the organism in Eukaryota, Metazoa, Platyhelminthes, Trematoda, Strigeidida, Schistosomatidae. The record is from the annotation of a GenBank genome assembly.
AUGAUCAAGAAGGAUAAGCCAGAAAAUUCUAAUGAAAAUUCAUUAAAUGAUGAUGAUCAAAGGAUAUAUAGAAAUUAUUCCUAUAAAACUAUCAAUUGUCUAGUGGAUCGACAUCAUGGAUGGUAUACCGAAAUGAUUCCUGUAGAUAAACAAUAUCAUCAUUAUAAAAAACAUCCAUGUGAUUAUAUUGUACAAACUAAUUACAUAACAAAUAAAACCAAUGAUUCAAUUAAUAAAUCAAUGAAUAAUUCAAUACAAGAUAAUGCAAUUAAUUCAACUGGUAGAUUUAAAUUAUUCUCAAUGAUCAAUUUGUCAAAUUCUAAAAUGUUAAAAUCAUGUAAAACUGAAAAAUUUCGUAUAAAUUUAAUCUUACGAUUACGUAGUAUAUGGUCACGUUCAUCAUUGAAAUCUCAACGAAUUGAAUCGAAACAUAUUCAUAUGUCUUUUAUAAAUUAUGAUCAUAAUCAUAAUAACAAUCAUCAUCAUCAUCAUCAUCAUUAUAAUCCUCGUCCUCAUCAUUAUCAUCAUCGUCAUCAUCAGAAGCAAAAGCAGUAUCAUCAUGAACAUCAACAAAAUUGUCCAUGUCAAUCUCAAUCUACUUAUGAUCCAUUGAAUAAUCCAUUAAAAGUAGAAAGAUUAGAUACAGGACAAAUGAUUGACUAUUCAAAGCAACCUAAUGAUAAUAUACAAAUAUUAUUAUCUCGGAAAUAUCAUUCUGAGAGUUGUUUAUUUCAUCCUUAUAAUAUGCAUAAUUAUAUACAUAAAUGUUCACAUAUUCAUUAUCAUUAUGAUUAUAAUCCAUGUUCAAAAUCAAUUCCUAAUCAAAUAAGGAAUGAUAUCAAUAAUCUUUCAUGUCAAUUAUCUAACAUAAAAUUACAAUCAUCAUAUAUUAAACAUUCUUUAACAACCGGUAAUAUAUGUUGUUUAUAUACAUUGAAUUGUGUACCAUCACUUGAAUGUAUCACUCAACCAAUAUCAUCAACAACAUCAGAGUUAAUGUCAUUGUCAUCAGCAUCAUCAUCAUCAUCAUCAACAUCAGCGUCAACAUCAGCAUCAUCAUCAUCAUCAUCAUCAUUAUCAUAUCGACAACAACAAUUCAAUCAAACAGAUUAUAAAUGUUCCAAUUUACCAAGUACAUCAAUUAUGUUAAAUACAAGAAAUAAAUGGAAAUUAAUAUCACCAUUUGAAAAACUUAAAUAUCAUCCAUUCUAUAAAGAUACACAUUGUCAUUUAGGUAAAUGGAUACAACAAACCUUAACAAGUAAUGAGAUGGAUAAUAAAGAUCAAGAUAAUAAUAAUGAUAAUAACAAUAAUAAUAAUAAUAUGAAUUAUGAGAAUGAAUUAGACAAUGAAACCAUGAAUAAGAAUCAUUCUAAUAAUAAUAAUAAUAAUAAUAAUAAUAAUAAUAAUAAUAAUAAUAAUAAUCAGUUUAUAGAUAUUACAAAUUAUUUAAAUUAUGAUAGAUUAUCGGAUACUUUAAAACAUGUACAUUUUGCUGAUGAAUCCACUUAUUCCUCUUUAACAACAUUAAAUUCAUUAUCAAGAUCAUCAUCAUUAGGUUCAUGCAAUUAUACUAAUGAUUCAUCAUCACCUAAAACAUCUUAUGCAUCAAAUCAAUCUCCUAUAGAUAGUAUAAUAAUGAAUGAUAAAUAUACAAUAAAACAUUCAUUGAAACGUACUAUAUCUAAUCCUAAAAUGAAUUCAAAUAAAAAUAAAACACCAUUAGUAACAGUGAAUUUAUUUCAUGAUGAUGGAGAAUUAUCAGAAUUACCUCUACGUGUAGUCAAUCGAUUGGAAACAGAAAAAAAAUGGGAACCAACAUUUCCAAAUCCUAUCCAAUGUGCUAAUUUUAAUCAACGUCUUCUAGAACAAAAAGUAUGUCUAUCACAAUUUUAUUCACAAAAUUUAUAUUCAUUUAAUGUACAAGUAAAAACAGUAAAUGAUACACAAUCAAAUUAUUCAGAUAUAACAAAAGAAGUAAAAUUACGUUAUACAUUAGAUAAUUGGAGAACUUACACAGAAUCUCCAUCAUUAAUACGUAUUGAUCAAUCAAGUCACUUAGUAACUAACACUAAUACAUAUCAAUGGAUAGAAACAAAUGAAUCUGAAAUUAUUUUAUCAACAAUUCCAUUAGAAACUAAAUUUUAUCAAUUAGAAUUUGCUGUAGUAUAUAGAGAUUUUCAAUGUCAACAGUUGAGAUCAUGAGUCAGUUGAAGCUAGAUCACCAUGGAAAACCUGGAAGCACUGGACGGCCGUUUCGUCCUAUUGUGGGACUCAGCAGUGCGCAUCCACGACCCCGCCUCGUGGGAUUCGAACCCAGGACCUACCAGUCAGUAUAUUUGUUAAAUCACUAUAUCAUCGUUUAUGAUGUAACAGGACGAGUGUUGUGGAAUUAUUGUUCUGGAGUCUAUUACACGAAGGAUUAUAUUUUUUGCAUGUUCAUUGAGUAGUUAACAGAGGCUUGUAUUAUUAAAUUUUUAUAUUCUUCAGCGAUACUAUAAUUUAUGAACGAAUUAAUCAGAUAAAAGAUAAUAGGUCCUGGAUUUUGGUGCAAAAUUCAUUCAUCCACUUAGCUAAAUAGCGUUUUUGGAUUUUAGUUAAUGUCAGUUCGUGAUGAAAAUGCUAAAUCUAGUUCCUAACCCUAAUCAUCAACUGCAAAUCAUCAUUGGAAUACCUCAAAUGCUUUAUCACUCAUUCAGACAUAUUUAGUAGGCAGACAUUCUCAAAGUCAGUCUAGUGUCACUCAAAGAUCGUCCAUAAAUUACAGUCUCGCUUGUUCUUCUAUUUCUAAGCUUUAAUUAAACCUGUAAAUCGUCUUUACAUGUCUUAUUGUUCAAAAAUUACCAUUUAGUAACAAUUUCCACAUUACUAUGGUUUUACAUCACUUAUGUCUAAGUUAUGUACGUAUUGUAAUUCUUCAAAUGUAUUGCUAUGUGGUUAGGCAUUUCAGGCAUAUUAUUGUAUAAACCCUGAGUCAUGAUUGAAUUGAGUACAGCAGAGAGCUGAUCUGCUUGUUAUCAACAUCUUUUCAUUGACCAUUGGGUUGGAAGGAGUUCG